Messenger RNA from Apodemus sylvaticus (European woodmouse), 324 nucleotides. RefSeq names its product small ubiquitin-related modifier 1-like. Gene Ontology annotation, molecular function: ubiquitin-like protein ligase binding; protein tag activity. Gene Ontology annotation, biological process: protein sumoylation. NCBI's taxonomy places the organism in Eukaryota, Metazoa, Chordata, Mammalia, Rodentia, Muridae. The record is from RefSeq and is a predicted model, not a curated record. The coding region runs from base 1 to 324 and encodes 107 amino acids. The transcript has a single exon. Gene Ontology annotation, cellular component: nucleus; PML body.
AUGUCUGACCAGGAGCCUAAGCCUUCAAGUGGGGGAUUACAGGAUGAGAAGAAAGAUGUUAUUAAAAUCAAAGUUAUCGGAGAAGAUAGAAGUGAGAUACACUUCAGACUGAAAAUGACAACAAAGCUCAAGAAACUCAAGGACUCAUACAGUCGAAGACAGGGUCUGUCAGUGAAUUCACUGAAGUUUCUCUUUGAAGGCCAGAAGAUUGCUGAUAACCAUACUGCAGAAGAGCUGGGCAUGGAGGAGGAAGAUGUGAUUGAAGUUUAUCAGGAACAGACGGGAGGUGGUCUGUCAUUCAACAAUUUAGGAAGAUCUGAUUGA